This is a messenger RNA of Diaporthe batatas, 672 nucleotides long. RefSeq lists its product as uncharacterized. Bases 1 to 672 code for a protein of 223 amino acids. Lineage: Eukaryota; Fungi; Ascomycota; Sordariomycetes; Diaporthales; Diaporthaceae. The record is from RefSeq and is a predicted model, not a curated record. The transcript has a single exon.
AUGGAAGUCAGAAUUGGGGACGCCAAAACGACUGCGGCGUUGGAGCAGGACGGCCAUUUGCGCUGUUUGUUGAUGCUCAAGUACAAGCACCGUGACCGGCACUCCGUGCCAUCUAUCGCAUGGGCGAGAAGGAAGGCCGAAGAGGUCAGCCGGGGACUACUGAACGGGGCAGGUUUGGACCCCGAGACCGCCAAUUUCACGGUGUCUAUGAACAUGGUGUCACUCGGCGAACGCCGCCAUCACUCCUACAUAUGCUACGAUCUCUACCUGGAGAAGUGCAGCAGCGAAACCCGCGAUACGAUUGACCGGAGCACUCGGCGGCCAAUCCAUGUGAUCUCGAAGAGGGGCGACGUCCUCAUUGCGCGCAGGGACCCCAAAUUGGACGAGGAUGUUGGUGCGCGCUAUGAGGGCUUUCAGGAAUUGGACAAAGGACCGCGACCAUACUUUUCCGACUCUGAGAAUCCACCGCUCUACAAUAUGGCCCUGGGCAGACGCGUCGAAGAGCCUUGGGUCAAGGAUGCCGACAACAACGUCGAGGAUGACGUCGAGGAUGACGUCGAUGAUGGCAAGGAUUAUGGAGACGAGGGCGAGGGCGAGGGCGACUGGAGACCCGAUCAAGGUCGAGAGGAUGGGAAAGGCUCUAACGCGCAGACGGCCGAGGCUGAGACUUAG